Messenger RNA from Copidosoma floridanum, 565 nucleotides. RefSeq lists its product as uncharacterized. NCBI's taxonomy places the organism in Eukaryota, Metazoa, Arthropoda, Insecta, Hymenoptera, Encyrtidae. The record is from RefSeq and is a predicted model, not a curated record.
GAUAAGGCUAUCGACAAACAGGACGUUUUUUGGAAGUGCAAUCGUUAUCAAUCUAGAUCAUCGGUGCGACCUUAUGGUAUAAAAGCCGAAUUUCCGUGACAUCGCAAGCAAACGUUCGACAUCUCUAUUAGGUGAUCAAUCGGUCUUUACCAAACUCGAGUGUUACGGUUGUUGGCUGAAAAAAGCCGAACGUUUAGUAUAGUUGACACUCCAAGUGAAAAAAAUAGUGAUCUCAGCAAUGGCCUUUAAAGUAAUGGUUACGUGCAUUCUUGUCAUUUGUUUCUACUUCUUGCAAGUCAAUGCUCACGGAAAACUUCUGAAUCCAGUGGGUAGAUCGUCUGCUUGGAGAGUGGGGUUCAAUGUUACAGAAAAUUACGAUGAUAAUGAACUUUACUGUGGUGGUAUUAUGGUACUGCAUGAAAAAAAUGGUGGAAAAUGCGGACCUUGUGGCGAUGAUUGGUCAAAACCUCAACCUCGAGAUAACGAAAAUGGUGGCACCUACGGCCAAGGAGUGAUUGUUCGUAGAUUUGGUAGUGGUAAUAUGACCAGAAACAUGCCUCAUUAA